AUGCCUCCCAAUGGCAAGACCAAAGGGCGUUUCGAGCUGCCCGCUCUCGUCCCUAUCAACUACUCCCUCACCGAAGGCACCUCCAUCCCUCCUCCACCCAUCUCUCCCGUCGAAGAGACCACUCCUGCUGCUGCGCCGAAAGGAACCACACAAUCCACACUUGCGAGUAUCGACACUCUGCCUGCAGCCUCCACUGCUCCUCCUAGAACUUCCAGAACCUCUGAUGGACGCGGUCGAACGAGCGAACCACCGUUGAGCCCUGCUUCGUCGCGGCGGCCAAGCAGCCUCCGACGAUUCCUGUCCCGGAAAUCCCUCCACGGAAACUAUACGAAUGGGAUGAACUAUGAUGGGACGAACGAGAAUUUGGCAGCGGGCGGGAGGCCGGAAAGCCCGAGUAGUUUCAUGACUAGCGGGCCUCCAGCGAAGAAGCGGGGUGGGAAUUGGUUCAAGAGGCUCUCAACCAUAAAUCAUCGGACAAGCAUAGUUUAUGAGGAUGAGCCAGUUGUGAAGCAGCAUGUGGCACCUGUGGGACCACCGCCACCGAAACUGCCAGAGUUGAGCCAACUGAAGGCCAAGAUUUCGGACAAUGACGGGGGUAGUCUGGGUGGAGGAGAGCUGUUCAAGAACAUUUCAUGA
Messenger RNA from Amorphotheca resinae ATCC 22711, 636 nucleotides. RefSeq lists its product as hypothetical. The record is from RefSeq and is a predicted model, not a curated record. Bases 1 to 636 code for a protein of 211 amino acids. The transcript has a single exon. Lineage: Eukaryota; Fungi; Ascomycota; Leotiomycetes; Helotiales; Amorphothecaceae.